This is a messenger RNA of Raphanus sativus (radish), 766 nucleotides long. Its product is annotated as protein PAT1 homolog 2-like. The coding region runs from base 124 to 642 and encodes 172 amino acids. The record is from RefSeq and is a predicted model, not a curated record. Gene Ontology annotation, molecular function: RNA binding. The transcript is spliced from 5 exons. Gene Ontology annotation, cellular component: P-body. Gene Ontology annotation, biological process: P-body assembly; deadenylation-dependent decapping of nuclear-transcribed mRNA. NCBI's taxonomy places the organism in Eukaryota, Viridiplantae, Streptophyta, Magnoliopsida, Brassicales, Brassicaceae.
CAGUAGUGCCUAGAGGAGAUUCGAUUAAAGAUUCGCUGGUUUUCUUGAGCGAUCUUUCUUUUGCUUUCUGUAACAUCUUUUUUCUUCUUCUUUUCUUUUCUUUUCUUUUAAUUGGUGUUGGUCAUGGAGAGAUCUGAUUCUAGAGAUUCCUACAAGUUACCUCGAGCUUCAUCAGAUACUAAUAAAAGUACACUCUUUGACUCAUCUCAAUAUGAGUUCUUUGGUCAAAGUCUUGAAGAAGUUGAAUUGGGAGGUCUUGAUGACGCUGUUCUCGGACAUGCCAAUGAUGAUGAUGGGUAUCUUUUGUUUGAUAAAAGAGAGGGUGUAUGUUUAGGAUCAUUAUCUGACAUGGACGAUCUUGCCACAACUUUUGCUAAGAUGAACAGAGAUGUCACCGGCCCCAAACACCCUGCCCCUGGAGUCAUUGGUGACAGAGGAUCAGGUUCCUUUUCAAGAGAAAGUUCUUGUGCUACAGAUUGGACACAGGAUAAUGAGCUCACAAGUUGGUUGGACCAGCACAUGCUUGAAGAGCAAGCUCAGGAAGCUAGCUGGUCUUCACAGCGACACUCAUCAGCUAACUCAAAUCUUUGUACAGGACAUCCUCAUAUCCUGAGCAGCAAACGCAGCUGCAGCACUAUUUGAUUAUUCUGUAAAUAUUUGGUUCUUCUAAAUUUUAUUUGUAAUUUAUCUAAUUAUUUUAAUAUGAUUUAUAUGUAAUUUUUAAAAUAAAUAUGACAUACCAAAUCAAUAAAUCAAAAAUUAAGUA